AUGAAGGAAAUACUAUUCCUAGCCACGUAUUGGUGUUACUUCACCAUUAUUGUCUCUUCCCAAUCCGCACAACCACUUCGAUACCUACCCCAGCUCGCUGAACCAACUCCACUCCACGCUCAAUACAAACGCAUCAUCCCAAUACCAGAUUCAACAGCAUCGCCAGGCACCACAGAAACAUCUCCAUCUGAUGAUUUUCUUCUCUCCACACCCGCAUCGUCACCAUCCACUCCACUCCCCAAUCUGACCCUCAACUCCCAAAUCUUCACCGCCGCACCCCCGGAAACAGUCUUUCUCUUCUCAGGCACCAUCCUCGCCGAAUCCCACCCCAUAACUCUCUCCCUAACCAGCAAAAGCUGCACCCUUAAUCCCAUAAUCUCCAUCACCGCCUCCAUCACCCAUCUCCCCGAACUCGGCAUCAUCAGCCCGGGCGUAACCAGCACAUUCGGCACAGUCCGGUGCAUGGUUUUCGGCAGCGGCGGUCGCUCUUCAACGUACUCUGCUCAAGGCACAGGAGGAUGGGGAGAUGUUCGUGGGCGGCCAGGGCUCGUGUGGACGUUUACGGAUGCUUUGAUUCCUGGGGGACAGACGACGCAGAAUCCGUGGGAAAGUGGGACGGCGUUGUGGAUUAAUCCGAUUCCGACGACGGUACCAAGGUUUGUGGUUGAGGGGAAUAGAACGGUCCAGUUUGGCGGGACGGUGACUUUGAGGAGUGAGGUUGUGAGUGUAACGACUGAUGAGAGAGGGACGGGGUGGUUGGUUGCGGGUAAGGCUUCGGCUACGGUGCCAGGAUGGCCGUUGAUUACGAAGGGGCCGGUACUGGGGAGUGAGAUAAAUGGUGCAUAUCCGCUUGAUGGGAUGGCUGCUGGAGGGGCGCAGUUGAUUGAGACGGGGUGUUGUUCGAUCUGCCGGAAUGCUUCUCAAGCGACGACUGCCACGACAAAAUCGAGUGGUGGAAGGUUGACUGCGGAAGCAUGUCGCAGCUGGGAUUUAUGGUUAUCUGUAUGGGCAUUGGCCGUAGUCGUGGUGCCAUGGUGA
This is a messenger RNA of Cadophora gregata, 1038 nucleotides long. RefSeq lists its product as uncharacterized. The coding region runs from base 1 to 1038 and encodes 345 amino acids. The record is from RefSeq and is a predicted model, not a curated record. The transcript has 2 exons. Lineage: Eukaryota; Fungi; Ascomycota; Leotiomycetes; Helotiales; Ploettnerulaceae.